UCUGACAUCCAAUGGCCUGAUCAGGGCUUUAGUCAGCCCCCCUUUCUCGAAGGAGAUCCCUCUGCCGAAGACCAGCGUAGACAGGGCUUAGCCACGGUUGCACGAGCAUAACCAGAUACAAAUUAGGACCGAGAUUUCUUUUCCUUGCACGCACCUGCAGCAUCAAGUUCAUAUCCCCAGCUAGAACCACCGUGUAGCAACCAUGUCUGUAGCGGGGCUGAAGAAGCAAUUCCACAAAGCCACUCAGAAAGUGAGCGAGAAAGUUGGAGGUGCAGAAGGAACGAAGCUCGAUGAAGACUUCACUGAUAUGGAAAAGAAGAUGGACACCACGGCUCGGGCCGUGCUGGACAUCAUGACCAAGACUACUGAGUAUCUGCAGCCGAACCCAGCCACCAGAGCUAAGAUGAGCAUGAUGAACUCCAUGUCCCGUAUGCGGGGACAGGAGAAGGGGCCGGGCUACACGCAGACCGAGGCCAUCCUGGGAGAGUCCAUGCAGAGGUUUGGCAGGGAGCUCGGAGAGGAGUCAAACUUUGGCCUUGCUCUGAUCGAUGCCGGGGAAGCCAUGCGUGAGCUCAGCGAGGUUAAGGACGCUCUGGACAUGGAGGUCAAGCAGAACUUCAUUGAUCCACUGCAGAACCUCCAUGAAAAAGAUCUGAAGGAGAUUCAGCAUCACCUGAAGAAAAUGGAGGGUCGUCGUCUGGACUUUGACUAUAAGAAGAAACGUCAGGGCAAAGUGACAGAUGACGAGAUCAAACAGGCACUAGAGAAGUUCGACGAUUCCAAGGAGAUCGCUGAGCAGAGCAUGUUCAACCUGAUCGAGAGUGACAUUGAACAGGUGAGCCAGCUCGCUGCACUGGUCCAUGCCCAGGUGGAGUACCACAGCCGGGCUGCUGAGAUCCUCACACAGCUCUCCAGUAAGAUCGACGAACGGAUAAGGGAUACUUCUAACAAAGCGAGGAAAGAGUACAUGCCUAAACCUCGUACGUCUCUGGACUUCUCCAUCAGUGAGAACCACAAUGGAGGGAUCCACAGUGCUCGCUCUCCAGGGGCGAGGUCUCCAGCAAGGUCUCCAGCAAGAUCUCCAGCCCCCAUGGACCAGCCCUGCUGUCGUGCACUGUACGAUUUUGACCCCGAGAACGAAGGUGAGCUAGGCUUCAAGGAAGGCGAUAUCAUCACCUUGACCAAUAAGAUCGAUGACAACUGGUAUGAGGGGAUGCUGCACGGCAACUCCGGCUUCUUCCCCAUCAACUAUGUGGAUAUCCUGGUGCCGCUGCCCCACUAGGAAGUCACUGCAACCAGCUGUGUCUGCAAAACAGAUCCUGGCCUCCAGUCCUUCCCCCCUUCCUCCCAGUAUUCCCGGUAACCUUUACCUAAACAUUCCUACCAACCACCUGUACUCUGCUUUAAAGGAGUAAAAACAGCAGCAACACAAUAACGAGUGAAGAUCGAUGACGCGUUUAAGCAAGUAUGCACCAAUUGAGCGUAAAAACUUCAAAUGAGGAAUAAUCGUGUUUAUGUCGUUGCUUCCCCUUUUUCCCAGGAGGUACCUUCAGGCUUCCAUAGUCAUUUUAUCCAUUACUGUCCUGGCUUUUGUCUCGGUUUGAGUUGGCCGUCAGUCUGUCAUAAUUUCCGUGAGUUUAUCAGAGCAGCUUUGCAAAAUUCACACUUUUCUCUCAUUCACUGUACUUUGUGGAAACUUCUACAGUAGAUAGAAACUUAUUUCUCACAUACUAGGAAAAAAAAUAAAUUGGUCCACGUGCUUCAUGUUUGUUAGCGACUCUAGGUCAAGCAUGGUUUCAAGUGUUUAACGUUUUAUCUUAUUGAAAAAAAAUAUGUUGAGCUGAUUUUGUUUUGUUUUUAAUAUCCUCUAGUUGUCUCUCGGCGUCCAAAAUUCUGUCCAAAAAGGAUGUCCUCUCACCUUUUAACUAUUCUGACGAAAGUCGUAGACUAGAGUCAUCUAGUUGAUAACUAACAACCAACAUUACACAUCGUAUUUUUAUUUUUUACAUAUGAACACGUGCGCAUGAUUUGUCAUAUGUGAUUUAGAUACCAAAGUUACCUGCAAAAACCAGAGUCAACUCCAAUUUUAGCUUCGAGAUUUCCAGACAGCACGGUGUCAGUGAAUCUGUUCAACGCAACAGGGUGAAGCUUUGCAAUCUCUAGUUCUUUGGUAUUUUUAUCAGCAGGGGUGAAACUGUAUUCUUAAGUAUGUGACAUUAAUCUAUCUGAGCCAGUGAUUAGUGGAGUGAUGAACAAACACAAGUUGUGAAGUUUAAACUGUUUGAAGUGAUGUAAGAAAACUAUGGUGCGUAAGUUUCAAUCCUCCAACAUGUAUUUUAUCAGCAGCUUGUGUGAAAAAUGGUCGAUGUGUUGUGAUAUAAUAACUUAUAGGACUUAACUGCUCAUUGGGGCAACUGUUUUUUCUGCAGCUGAAGGUGUAGCUCUUUUUGCUGCAUCCCUACUAGUCCCAUUAGUAUUCUGUAGUUUAGCUGUCUAUAAGCCAUUGAUUAAGACGAAACUAGACAAAGCCAGAGUGCACAAAUGGCUGAACGGAAUGAGAAAUUAUUUAUUUUUUUGUCUUGGUGCAAAUAUUUUUUUUAAUUGGAAUGAUGCAACUUACAGUAAAAAAAACACUCCUCUCUAUGGAGAUAGCUUUGUCUCAAUAAUAUUUGUGUGAACAGAUCGGGAUCAGAUGUGCGUGUUGUCUGUGAAUACAAAAAGACUUCCACAAAUACAAAAGAAAAAGGAUUUGUAAAUGAACUGCACGGAUAAAAAGAAUAUCAGUGAGUUUAUUAAAUUAAUUUGUGAAUAUCUUCCUAACAUGUACAACUUAUAGAAGAAGUGGCUUUAGCCGGUGCUGCCAUGGAUAUAGUAUAUAGAGAUCUGAACUGAGAUCCACAAAUGCCUUUUCAAUUAAUAAAUGGAAAAGUGAUUUACUCCUUUAAAAGUUUUGAAUGUUAGGAAGAUGUUCGGCAAUGUUUUUCAUGUAUGUAUUUGCUUUGUAAUUUUAUUUGAGGCUUUUUCUUUAUUUAACAUGUUAAAAAAGAAUAAUACAAUACAAAAGUUCCGGGUUUUUAAAGAUUCUGUGAAGAUACUGAUAUCAUACUAAACUACAAGAGCUAAUGGAUCCAACCAUGUUGUGAUAUCUUGAAAGAUAUUUCAAAUAUGUAUUAUUACAAAAUACCAUCUUAAGGUGAUAUAAAAGUGAUUAAUAGGGAUAAAUCAUAGCAAAUUGUGCAAUUCUGCGUUUCUUUAUUGAUUAACAACCCCAGUUCGUAUAUUUGCAGAUUUGUUUCAUAUUUGCAAAAUAUUUUUCUGUUUACAAAUCCCUUAUCUCUCUAAGUAUUUGUGGAAGGUGUUUUAUAUUUAUAAAUUACACAUUUACACACAGAUUGCUCACACAAAUAAUCUAUCUUCAUAUUUCUCCAAGAUGAUAUGGACUAAAUGCUGCUGGUUUACCCUUUUUAUGUCCUGUUAGACCUCAGAAAAAUUGCAAGAUUAUACACAUUUACUUUAGUUUUCUCUUACCAGCUAUAUGGUUGUAUGCAGUAUUGUGUGAGAUUUCCUUUCUCCUUUUUGAACUGAUAUUGUACUGAUAAUCUAGAAGUCAAAACCAGUUAUUACAGUACACAUUUGAGAACAGCUGAGCAGUGCACACGUCGUGCACACGUUAUCCCCGGGGUUUUAUUCUCUACGAUGUCGACGAUGUAUUAAACCUUUCUGCAAAAAUAAUCUGUGCAACACUUAUUUUUUCCACCCAUCUUGUAGUAAUGUUGUGCGUGUGCUUUGGGGGACGGGGUUUGGGUUUGCAUACGGUACAUGUUAUGCACAGGGACGGGGCUGCAGAGGACCUCUGGUGCUGAGGUAUUUAUGAUAUACUGUCUCUGACAGUGUUCCACAUUAAAACAAACACGGAUGUCUCUUUAAUCAAAGGACCAAUUCAUUAUAUUCAAUAGAAUUAUAAUAAUUGAUGCAAAAUCAACUGAUACCCAUAUUAAGUGUUUUUUUAUUUUAAAGGGAAGCACAACUUUAACAGACAGUAUAUUUGUUGGCUGGGGAAGAAUAAUGGUACAGUAUGAAGGUCAUGUAUGUAUUUAUCUAUUUAUUUUUGAAAGGCAAAACAAUUCCUUCCUUCUUUUUCUCUUUCACUUUUGUUUAACAAUUGUGUGUAUCUUUGCCCUCAAUGAGGACUGUACAGCUUUUCUGUGUUUUGUUUUCACCUUGUGUGUAUAGUCGCGCAUCUACAGUAACGUAUCUUAUUUUUGUAACUGUGACAAGUAUACACAUACAGUAUAGAUGUAUAUAUACAGUAUAUUAUCCAAAAGCAAUGUGAAAGGAGGGAUUCUCUGUGCUGCACAUGAUUGUCUUUGGAUUGUUUUUUGUUUUCUUUGUUUGUUUUUUGGGUUUUGUUUUAUUUGAUUCUUGCACUGGAUUCUAAGACUGUAUGCUUGAUGUAAAGAAAAAAAAAUGUUAUAAGUCAAUGUAAUUUAUUCAAAUAAAUACAAAGAAAUGGUUCUGGC
Messenger RNA from Centropristis striata (black sea bass), 4520 nucleotides. RefSeq names its product SH3 domain containing GRB2 like 2a, endophilin A1 (gene sh3gl2a). The transcript is spliced from 12 exons. The record is from RefSeq and is a predicted model, not a curated record. Gene Ontology annotation, biological process: synaptic vesicle uncoating. Gene Ontology annotation, molecular function: protein binding. Bases 203 to 1282 code for a protein of 359 amino acids. NCBI's taxonomy places the organism in Eukaryota, Metazoa, Chordata, Actinopteri, Perciformes, Serranidae. Gene Ontology annotation, cellular component: cytoplasm; presynapse; glutamatergic synapse.